Marmota flaviventris (yellow-bellied marmot) is the source of this 2197-nucleotide messenger RNA. It is a transcript of the gene Gnai2, whose product is annotated as G protein subunit alpha i2. Gene Ontology annotation, biological process: gamma-aminobutyric acid signaling pathway; adenylate cyclase-inhibiting G protein-coupled receptor signaling pathway; G protein-coupled adenosine receptor signaling pathway. Gene Ontology annotation, molecular function: G-protein beta/gamma-subunit complex binding; GTP binding; G protein-coupled receptor binding. The record is from RefSeq and is a predicted model, not a curated record. Lineage: Eukaryota; Metazoa; Chordata; Mammalia; Rodentia; Sciuridae. Gene Ontology annotation, cellular component: cytoplasm; heterotrimeric G-protein complex.
GCAGCCGGGAAGGCGCCUCCCGCAGUCGCUCGGAACUGCGGACCGGAGAGAGCUGUCCGCAGAGGGCCGGCGGCGGGAGCGGAGUGGGUCGGGCGGGGCCAAGCCGGGCCGUGGGCCGUGUGGGGGCCGGGCCAGGCCGGCGGACGGCAGGAUGGGCUGCACCGUGAGCGCCGAGGACAAGGCAGCGGCCGAGCGCUCUAAGAUGAUCGAUAAGAACCUGCGAGAGGAUGGCGAGAAGGCGGCACGGGAGGUGAAGUUGCUGCUGUUAGGUGCCGGGGAGUCAGGGAAGAGCACCAUCGUCAAGCAGAUGAAGAUCAUCCAUGAGGAUGGCUACUCAGAGGAGGAAUGCCGGCAAUACCGGGCAGUUGUCUACAGCAACACCAUCCAGUCCAUCAUGGCCAUUGUCAAGGCCAUGGGCAACCUGCAGAUUGACUUUGCUGAUUCCCAACGUGCGGACGAUGCCAGGCAGCUGUUUGCACUGUCUUGCACUGCUGAGGAGCAGGGCAUGCUCCCUGAGGAUCUGUCCAGCAUCAUCCGGAGGCUCUGGGCUGAUCAAGGUGUGCAGGCCUGCUUUGGCCGCUCGCGGGAGUACCAGCUCAACGACUCAGCAGCCUACUACCUGAAUGACCUGGAGCGCAUUGCGCAGAGUGACUACAUCCCGACACAGCAGGAUGUGUUGCGGACCCGUGUGAAGACCACGGGUAUUGUGGAAACACACUUCACCUUCAAGGACCUACAUUUCAAGAUGUUUGAUGUGGGUGGUCAGCGGUCUGAGCGGAAGAAGUGGAUCCACUGUUUCGAGGGUGUCACAGCCAUCAUCUUCUGCGUAGCCUUGAGCGCCUAUGAUUUGGUGCUAGCUGAGGAUGAGGAGAUGAACCGCAUGCAUGAGAGCAUGAAGCUGUUUGACAGCAUCUGCAACAACAAAUGGUUCACGGAUACAUCCAUCAUCCUCUUCCUCAACAAGAAGGACCUAUUUGAGGAGAAGAUCACACACAGCUCGCUGACCAUCUGCUUUCCUGAGUACACAGGGGCCAACAAGUAUGACGAGGCAGCCAGCUACAUCCAGAGUAAGUUUGAGGACCUGAAUAAGCGCAAAGAUACCAAGGAGAUCUACACGCACUUCACAUGUGCCACCGACACCAAGAACGUGCAGUUCGUGUUUGACGCUGUCACUGAUGUCAUCAUCAAGAACAACCUGAAGGACUGUGGCCUCUUCUGAGGGGCAGCGGGCCUGGCAGGAUGGGCCAUCGCUGACUCUGCUCCCCCCAGUCCCUGAGGAAGAUGGGGGCAAGAAGACCACACUCCCAGCCUGCCUCACCCAGCCCUGGCUGCUUCUCAAAUCUUUCCUCUGUUCCAGUUCCUCUCCCCUCUCUCAGCUCCAGUCUUAGGGGAGGGGUUACCACAGGCCUCUCUAAAGCCUGACUCUGAGGUGCCAGGAGUGGCUAUGGUACCUCUUCCUGGGCAUCUGUUCUGAUUUUCUGACCGUUAUCUUGUUCUGUGGGGGGAGCACAUGCUGAAUCUCCCAAGGCCUGUGUCUGGAGGGGCACCCACUUCUCCAGUCCAGACCCCUAGCUUCGCCCAACACCAGCCCUGACCCAGCCCAAGUCCAAAUGUUUACAGGGAGCCUCCUUCCCACCCCACCCCAUCCCCACCGCUUGGAGGCCCCAAAGGAAAAAGCACAAGAAGCGUGAAACGCCACCAUUCCUGGAGAACACAGUCCACCUGCUCAUUCUCGUAGCUUUUAAAAACAAAUGAAAGUAAAGAAAAAAAAACUGCAAACCUAGAAUUUUAGAGAAAACCUAUUUAAAACUCAGAUCCUGACCAGCACCCUCCCAACCCCUUUCCAGUGAUUCCGUGCCUUGAGUGUGUCUGCGUGUUUACACCCAUCCAUCUGCUCGCCACCCCUGUGCGGGCAGCACCCCGCCCUGCCCUCCACGGAAUUGGGUUCCAAGGGCUGUUCCAGACAACUGCCAACAUCACAGAGGGCCCUACCCCGUGGCCCUGGGCCCAGGCUCCAUUAACCUAAAUGUAGCUCCUUAGCGCUAACCUAGGAACCGCCGCUGCCUGCUGAGGGGCCAGGCCCCUCAUGCCCUCGCCCCAGGCCCGGGUCCUUCAGCGUUGAACACUUCCUUGCUUUUUUCACGUUUUAUGGAAUUGUUCACAUGGUUUGAAAUAAUAAAAUGUAGAAAGAAAAAAA